GUUAAAUAAGAUGCAACUAUAUGGGCUCAGUACUCUCUUGUAUUCAAGCAGGGAUAACCAUUUAAGAACGGCUAUUGACUGUAACAUAAAAACCAGAAGUGUCGAAUAUGUUUCUAGCAGUAAUUUUUCCAGUGACAUUGUCAAUCAUUUCAGUAAUGAGCUACGACGAUAUACAGACAUACCGGAUCAAUAUCAAGGUACCUGGUGGUAAAGUCAAUGAGGAUGUUGUUGUUGACAAGGAGAGAAAUGUAAUGACUGUCAAUGUCGGGGACGUGUCUCAGCUGAAAGGCUUCUGGUGCCAAUCAAUUAAUCUUCAUGAUUUUGAAAAGAAAAAAGUUGCCAUCAAGAACAUAGAUUAUGGUAUUUGCCUAAUACUAGAUACAAAGGAAACUUACAGUGGUUCAGUGGAUCUGCUCGACAAAAUUAAAAGGAUGCAAUUCCAACAUGAAAUUAAAGAAGAAAUAAUGGUCCGUGCAAAUCGCAUCACGCAUGAUGAAAUGUUAAAAUUGGCUGGCGAAAAAAUUGCAGACUUUUGUAGAGGUUAUAAACUUUACCAUGGAAAAAGGGUUCACCAUGAUGGUAUGAUAAUAGCAGUCAAAAAUGCGAACCGCGUAAAACGUGCAAUGAAAAAAGGUAUGAGAGAUUGUUCGUGGUGGUGUGGUUCCUGUUCUAUAGCAACGACAUAUUUAAACUAAGGAAGAGUUCAAGAAACAAAAAAGUCAUGGACAUCAAGAAUUCUGUUCCUAUUGACGUUUUGAGUGUGUAAUUUUUACAUUCACAUCGUAAAAUAUGUUGAAACUAUGAAUUUGAUCGUGUUUAUUGUUUAAUAAAAUAUUCAUAAUAACA
Molecule: messenger RNA, 846 nt
Organism: Mytilus californianus (California mussel)
Lineage: Eukaryota; Metazoa; Mollusca; Bivalvia; Mytilida; Mytilidae
Exons: 8
Coding region: 108-695 (195 amino acids)
Source: RefSeq, a predicted model, not a curated record